Messenger RNA from Talpa occidentalis (Iberian mole), 4258 nucleotides. It is a transcript of the gene WASHC2A, whose product is annotated as WASH complex subunit 2A. Gene Ontology annotation, molecular function: phosphatidylinositol phosphate binding; retromer complex binding. NCBI's taxonomy places the organism in Eukaryota, Metazoa, Chordata, Mammalia, Eulipotyphla, Talpidae. Gene Ontology annotation, cellular component: early endosome; WASH complex. Gene Ontology annotation, biological process: retrograde transport, endosome to Golgi; protein localization to endosome. Bases 60 to 4070 code for a protein of 1336 amino acids. The transcript has 31 exons. The record is from RefSeq and is a predicted model, not a curated record.
GGCUCCGGCCAAGGAGGUGCGGGUGGCUCCGGAGCCCGCGGAGCGGCAGGGUCGCGACGAUGAGCCGGUCCACCUCCGAGCAGGAGCGGACGCCGGCGUCCGAGCCCGUGUGGGAGCGGCCCUGGUCGGUGGACGAGAUCCGCAGGAGCAGUCAGAGCUGGUCGCUGGCGGCCGACGCGGGCCUACUACAGUUUCUACAGGAAUUCUCACAGCAGACUAUUUCUAGGACCCAUGAAAUCAAGAAACAAGUGGAUGGACUAAUUCGGGAAACUAAAGCCACAGAUUGCCGGCUACAUAAUGUCUUCAAUGACUUCCUUAUGCUGUCUAAUACCCAGUUCAUUGAGAACCGUGUAUAUGAUGAAGAAGUGGAUGAACCUGUACCCAAGGCUGAGACAGAAAAAGCAGAACAGGAAAAGACACGGGAACAGAAAGAAGUAGAUCUCAUUCCUAAAGUCCAGGAGGCUGUGAACUAUGGUUUACAAGUAUUAGACAGCGCAUUUGAGCAACUAGAUAUAAAAGCGGGAAACUCAGACUCUGAAGAAGAUGAUGCUAAUGAGCGGCUGGAACUGAUCCUUGAACCAAAGGAUCUAUACAUUGAUCGUCCUUUACCUUAUUUAAUUGGGUCAAAGCUAUUCAUGGAGCAGGAAGACGUAGGUCUUGGAGAGUUGUCUAGUGAAGAAGGUUCAGUAGGCAGUGAUCGCGGUAGUAUUGCAGACAGUGAAGAAGAGAAUGAAGAAGAGGAGUCUGAGGACGAUUUUGCCAAUCAGAGUGACAAUGAUCAAAACCGGCACACUGCACAAAUGAGUGAUGAAGACGAGGAUGAUGAUGGUUGUGACAUUUUUGCUGACUCUGAGAAGGAGGAUGAAGAUAUUGAGGACAUUGAAGAAAGCACUAGACCUAAAAGAAACAGACCUACAUCAUUUGCUGAUGAGCUGGCGGCUCGUAUCAAAGGGGAUGCUGCAAGCCGGGGAGAAGAAGAGCCAACAGCCUUAUCCCCAGGAGGAUCAAAACCUCAGAAGGCACUGAAAGAGAAGAAGGAAAGGAGAACUCCCUCAGAUGAUGAAGAGGAUAACUUAUUUGCACCCCCCAAGCUGACUGAUGAGGACUUCUCACCAUUUGGUUCUAAAGGAGGCCUGUUCAGUGGAGGGAAGGGACUUUUUGAUGAUGAGGAUGAGGAGAGUGACCUCUUCAAGGAAGCCCCUGAGGAUCGAGAAGUUCGAGCCCCUAUUAAUGAGGCAUCUUCAUCCUCCAAAUCUGGAAAGAAAAUCCCAGCAGGAGCUGUGUCUGUAUUUUUAGGGAAUGCUGACAUGUUUGGUAUCCCCUCUGCUCCAUCAGCGAAGGAGUCCCAGAAACCUGAGCAGCCCACUUCAGGCAAAAACUUGUACCCCCCAGCACCUGCAGGUCUCUUCGAUGAUGAUGAUGACGACGAUGACUUUUUUGCGACUUCCAGCAGCAGACCUUCCAAGCCAGACAAAGUCAAACCCACUGGUGAUAUAUUUGAUGAUGAGGAAGGAGAUCUGUUCAAAGAAAAAGCAUCGACUUUGCCAGGAGAUACUGUGAUUCAGAUAGAUGACAAUAAAGCAAGAGCAGAAAAAAAGGUUGCUCUACCUUCCAGCAAAAAUGCCAAGCUCUUAUCAGAAACAAAGCCUCAAAAAGGUUUAUUUUCAGAUGAGGAGGACUCUGAGCAGGAUUUGUUUUCUUCUCAGAAUGUGAGUAAGUCAAAAGAUGCAUCUGUCCUGCCUAGCAAACUCCCCACAUCAGUCUCACUUUUCGGUGAUGAAGAUGAAGAGGAUAAUCUUUUUGGGGCUACAACUGCUAAGAAACAGAUGUUAUCUCUACCAACUCAGAGCCAAGAGAAAGCAAAACCCUCUGAGGCCUCCAAAAAGAAAGUGUCUACCUUAUUGUUCAGCAGUGAUGAGGAGGACCAGUGGAAUGUUACUGAUUUGAAGAUCAGCUCAGCAUCUGAAAAUAGGCCUAAAGGAGAACUUAGGGACCCUGGGACCACCCAGAACCAGGAGGCCAAAGCUGUGAAAAAGACCAGUCUCUUUGAGGAUGAUGAUGAUGAUGACCUGUUUGCUAUUGCUAAGGACAGUCAAAAGAAGACCCAGAGAGCAUCACUCCUCUUUGAAGACGACACUGAUAGUGGAAGUUCUCUGUUUGGCUCUCCUCCCAUGACUGUUCCUUCUGCAGCAUUGAAAACAGAGACUGUCCCUGAGGUAUCACCUUUGCUGUUCAGUGAUGAAGAGAAGGAGGCACAACUGGAAGUGACACCUGUGGAUAAGAAGGUCAAGAGUGCCAAAGACUCAUCAGGAUUUGGGAAAACUCAUGUGGCUAAAGAGUCAGAAAAGGAAGGACCUUUGACUAUACCUGCACAGGAAGCAGUCAAGCAUUCUGAUUUAUUUUCUUCAUCAUCCCCAUUAGACAAAGGAACCAAAAGUAGAACCAAAACUGUUCUUAGCUUAUUUGAUGAUGAAGAGGAUAAAACAGAAGAUCAAAAUAGCACCCAAGCUCCAAAGAAAGAACUAGGAAAGAGUCCUGAUGCUGACGCCCGCCCCAAGAGCACAGGUGUCUUCCAGGACGAAGAGCUGCUUUUUAGUCACAAGCUGCAGAAGGACAAUGACCCAGAUGUUGACCUUUUUGCUGGUACCAAGAAAACGAAGUCGUUAGAGCCAAGUGUUGGGAGCCUGUUUGGGGAUGAUGAAGAUGAUGAUCUUUUCAGUUCUGCCAAGUCCCAACCUCUGAUACCAGAAAAGAAGAGGAUAGUGAAAAAAGACCACUCUGUUUCCUCUUCCAAGAACCAGAAACAUACUGAAUCUACUCAAGGUAUCAAGGAAAAAAGCAUUUGGAAACCGGAAACAUCUCAGGACUCGCCAGGUCCCGCUUCAUUUAAAACCAAAGAGCCAUCCUCUCGGAUCUGGAAAAUACAAGCAAAUUUAGCAAUUAACCCAGCAACAUUGCUGCCUGCAGCAGUUCCCCAGAUCUCUGGAGCAAAGCCUGUUUUGCCAGAACUGCCUUUUCCUGCAUCUGAACCUGGGAGGAGUCAGGAAAAUAUGCCUACUCUUCCUGGGAGUGGAGAAAUUGGAGUGAGUUUUGAUCUUCCAGCUCAGGCAGAUACUUUACACAGUGCAAACAAGAGCCGAGUCAAAGUGAAAGGGAAGCGCAGGCCACAGACCCGUGCUGCUCGAAGGUUGGCUGCCCAAGAGUCCAGUGAGGCUGAGGACAUGUGUGUCCCCAGAGGAUCCCUUGCACAAUUGCCGGAUGGCACCAUUACACCAGAUGGCUGUCAGUCACAGCCAAGGGUAGCUGGUGGAGAAGACAGAUCUGAGGAGGCCAUUGCAGCUGCCACUUCAACUUGGGCAGAUGGUUUUGUGCCUGUAGUAGACAGAAGCCCCUUUGUGAAAUCUCUGGGUCAGCCUCUUGAGGAUGACCUUUUUGAUUCUGAGGAUAUCUUUUCCAAGGUCUCUGGAUCUCAGUCCACUGGGAAAACAAAAGUCAGUGUGAAGGCAACAGAGAACACAGCCAGCCUUCCAGGAGCAAGUAAAGAGACAAAACCGAUGUUUUCCAGUCUAGGUGAGACAGGCAGUGAUGAAGAUAUCUUUCAGUCUGUUAAACCAAAGCCAGCAAAGAAAACAAAUCCCUUUCCUCUCCUGGAAGAUGAGGACGAUCUUUUCAUAGGUCAGAAAGGCAAGAAGAAGGAAUCAAAAUCCAGCAGUCAACAGGAUGUCAUCUCAAAAGCACAAGAUAUUUUUGAGGAUGAUAUAUUUGCUACAGAAGCAAUUAAACCCUCACAAAAAACAAGAGAUAAGGAAAGAACAUUUGAAUCCAACUUAUUUGAUGAUAACAUUGAUAUUUUUGCUGACCUAACUGUAAAGCCAAAAGAAAAGUCCAAAAAGAAAGUAGAAGCUAAGUCUAUAUUUGAUGAUGAUAUGGAUGAUAUCUUCUCCUCUGGUAUCCAGUCUAAGACAACCAAAACAAAAAGUCAGUCUUCACAGGCAGCGCCUGAACCAAGAUCUGAACAGAAGGUGUCCAGUAUAUUUGAUGAUCCCUUGAAUGCCUUUGGAGGCCAGUAGAGCGUACAGAGUUACCACAUCUCACCCUUCAGCUACAUUCUUGAGUUAUUGAUGCUUUUAUGCUCAUUGUCUUAAUUGAAUUACAAAAAGUAAAUACUGAAACAGUUCACCUCUUAGCCAAUGCACUUAAUAUUUUUUGCACUAGUUUAAAUCAUGCUUAAUACUACAAAAUAAAAAGAAAUGUUUGA